AAGCCAUCAGCCAAAAAAAAAAAAAACAAGAAAACUUUGAAAGAGAACCAACAAGAACAAGGACAGGAUGACGAACUCGGACAACGAACAACGACUGGACUCAUUCGAUCUCACAUCGCGUUUAAUCCCACAACUCGAUCGCCAUCUGGUCUUGCCCCUACUCGAAUUCCUCGAUUCAAAUGGAAUCUAUCCUCACCAGCAACUGCUUCAGGCGAAAUAUGACGCACUCAAGGAAACUAAUAUGAUCACCUAUCUUACUGGCCUCCAUCGUGAACUCCACAACUUGGAUGACCAGGCUCCAGUCCCUCAAGAAUUCUCUCAGAAGGAGGAACAAGUCAUGAACAAGCUGGACACCCUGCAGGAAUCGGUCGAUCAAAUCAUGUCAGUCAUCUCCGCACCCGAAGUAGUCGCUGCCCUACGACAGGAUAAAGCCCAAAACUUGGCCUAUCUCGAAAAAGAGCAUAAUGUUAGCCUAUCCCAGAUCGCGGUCCUAUACCAAUACGGACAUUACAACUACACCAUCGGGAACUAUGGGGGCUCCUCCGAUUACCUAUAUCACUUCCGAGUCCUCUCCACCGAUAACGAACUCGUACUCUCCUCACUAUGGGGUAAACUGGCCUCGGAUAUCUUGGAAGGUUCCUUCGAUGCCGCCUUGGAAGAGCUCAACCGCUUGAAGGAGCAACUCGAUCAGCGCACUGGUUAUGGGAACCCACUCCAAUCGCUCCAACAGCGAACCUGGUGGUUACACUGGAGUCUGUUCGUCUACUUCAACCACGAUAAGGGACGGAGCUCGUUGGUCGAUGCAUGGCUCGGCCAGGGCUACCUAAACACCAUCCAAACUAGCUGUCCCUACCUCCUAAGAUAUCUCGUCGUCGCACUCGUCGUCUCCAAGCGAGCCGGCUCUGGAUCGCUCAAAGGCCCAAGCUCCUCUCGCGGCUCACGAGAGACCAUCAAGGAGGUCUUACGGGCAGUAAGCCAGGAGUCCUACCAAUACUCGGACCCGAUCACCGACUUCCUCCUCAACCUGUAUGUCAAAGUUGACUUCGAGGGCGCACAGAAGGCACUUAAACAGUCCGAGAAGGUCUUCAACGUCGACUUCUUCCUGUCUGAGGAGAUGAACCCCUGGGUAGAGAACUGUCGGAUCAUGAUUUCGGAGACCUAUUGUCGCGUACACCAUCGGAUCGAUAUCGCUGACCUCGCCAGUCGCUUGGGACUCAACGAAAACUCUGACGGUCAACAAGAAGAGGGCGAGAAGUGGAUCGUAAACCUCGUGCGAGAUGCCCGUUUGGACGCCAAGAUCGACUUCAAAGAGAAUACGGUCCAGAUGAACCAUCCCGCAUCCUCGGUUUACCAAACAGUCAUAGAACGUGCGAAGCGGAUCACAGCAAUCUCGCAAGAUCAGACCUACAAGCUAGGUGCGCUAGCAUUGGCCCAGCAAGAUGGGCAAUCGACUGAGGGAGCUGCGGGUCAGGCUAAUGGCGGACGCGGAGGUGGAAGAGGCGGACGAGGCGGAGGGAGAGGCAGGGGAAGAGCUACAAUUGCUGAAAUGGAUGAUUAAUCUUCUCUUUCUCUCUCUCUCAAAUUCUUAGAUUUGUUUUUCUCUCUCUCUCUUUAUAUGAAAACAACUUCUUGAAAGUUUUCUCUCCUUUUGCAAAUAUAUUCAACCAAAAAAAGAAAGAAGAAGACCUGCUGCUUAGUUACUAUCUUAUCUCAAUUCGCAGUUGUUCAAAACUGAAGGCAGUUUGGUGUUGUUGUUGUGCGAUUUCAUGAGAGAAUGAUAUUUGUUGCUUGUGUGACUUGAUGCUCUGUUCAUUGUCCCCAUCUCACCCAGUCAAAACCCAAAGCAGAUAGAAGAGAUUACAUAGCACAUAUACUGCUGUAUAAAAGAGCAAGGAAUCCUUUUUUGUCACA
Puccinia graminis f. sp. tritici CRL 75-36-700-3 is the source of this 1911-nucleotide messenger RNA. RefSeq lists its product as uncharacterized. Bases 68 to 1558 code for a protein of 496 amino acids. The record is from RefSeq and is a predicted model, not a curated record. Gene Ontology annotation, biological process: translational initiation. Gene Ontology annotation, cellular component: nucleus; cytoplasm; eukaryotic translation initiation factor 3 complex. The transcript has 7 exons. Gene Ontology annotation, molecular function: translation initiation factor activity. Lineage: Eukaryota; Fungi; Basidiomycota; Pucciniomycetes; Pucciniales; Pucciniaceae.